Carica papaya (papaya) is the source of this 1423-nucleotide messenger RNA. Its product is annotated as Myb/SANT-like DNA-binding domain protein. Lineage: Eukaryota; Viridiplantae; Streptophyta; Magnoliopsida; Brassicales; Caricaceae. The record is from RefSeq and is a predicted model, not a curated record.
GUUAAAAAGGCCAAAACGCAUGACAAAUUUUAUAUUAGGAGGUUCUUCAAAAAGCUCGAAAAAUCUCAAAUGGUGUCUUCUCCCUUCUGAAUUGCAGAAUAGUGCCUAGUGGAAGGGGAUGUCAGACUUGUCAGUUCCGAAAGUGAAAGCUACUUGGACACCUGCUUUUCAUGAAAUAUUUGUUGAAGUGUGUCUAGAACAAACAUUGAAGGGCAACAAACCCGGUACUUAUUUUAACAAGGAGGGUUGGAAGAAUAUUCUAGAAUCAUUUGGCAAGAAGACUGGGGUAAGGUAUGAUAGAAAACAAUUAAAGAAUCACUGGGAUUGUGUUUGUAAACAAUGGAAAGCCUGGUGUAGGCUCACUAAUUGCAGUAGCAUGAAAUGGGAUCCAGAAACAAAUACAUUUGGUGCCACUCAAGAAGAUUGGGCUAACCAUUUAAAGGUAAACCCAGAAGCUGCACAGUUUCAGUUGAAGGAGCUUCCACAUGUUGAGAAAUUAGAAGUCAUAUUUGCUGGUAAAAUGAAUAAUGGAGACAAGCCACUUCUAGUCCAGCGUAAGCGAAAAGCUGCUGAUUCAACCACAUCCCUUUGUGAUGCUAAUGCAGUUGACUUAAGACAUGAACAAAGAUUUGCAAGUGGACCCAGUGAAUCCAGCUCAUUGCUUACAAAGAUAAAAGCCACUUGGACUCCUGCUUUCCAUGAAAUAUUUAUUGACUUGUGUCUUGAAGAGGUACUGAAAGGAAAUAAACCCGGGACACAUUUUACCAGGGAUGGAUGGAUGAAUAUUGUUGAUUCAUUUUAUGUAAAGACUGGUACGAAUUAUGAUAGAAUACAACUAGAAAACCAUUUGAAUCACACUAAAGAACAAUGGAAAAUCUGGUGUAAGCUCAUUAAUGACGAUAGGAUGAAAUGGGAUCCAGAUACCCGGUGUUUUGGCGCUAGUGAAGAGGAUUGGAUGAACUAUACUCAGGAACAUCCUGAAGCUGCUCACUUUCGCCAUAAGGAACUCCAGUGCAUUGACAAAUUGGAAAUUAUCUUCGAUGAAGCAACUAGUACUGGAGAGACAGAUCCUCUGAUUCGACAGAUGAGGUCCAAAGAUAAUUCUACAAGUUCAUAUUUGCUUAUAAAUGAACAUACCAUGGCAAAUCCAAUUAGUAAAAGUGAGUAUCUUUUUGAUGCUGUUGAAUCAAGGAGUCCUGUUACAGUUCCAAGGAGUCCUGCACCGAUCCAGUCUAUGCCCAACAAAUUUACUUACAAUAUUGGGGAAUGCAUUGAAUGUCUUGAUGGGAUGGAGGAGGUAGAACAAGGAAGUGACCUAUACUUGUUUGCCUUGGACAUAUUCUUGAAGAAGGAAUAUAGAGAAAUUUUCCUUCAGUUGAAGAAGCCUAGUGUUAGGAUUGCGUGGUUACAGCGGCUAGCUUGA